AUGUUCAGGUCGGGGUUGUCACUCUUCCUCCACAAUAUGAAGAAGCAGAAUAUCCGGACUCUGUCCCUCAUCCUCUGCAUGUUCUCCUACCUCCUGGUGGGAGCUGCAGUUUUUGAUGCCUUGGAAUCAGAAUCUGAAAGUUCCAGAAAGAGGAUCUUAGAGGAUAAGAGGACUGACUUGAAAAAGAAAUAUCAUUUUACUGAGGAGGACUACCGAGAGAUAGAGCGCGUGGUGCUGCAGUCCGAGCCCCACCGGGCAGGCAAGCAGUGGAAAUUCGCUGGCUCCUUUUAUUUUGCUAUUACAGUCAUUACUACAAUAGGUUAUGGUCACGCUGCCCCAGGAACUGAUGCUGGCAAAGUCUUCUGUAUGUUCUAUGCUGUUCUUGGGAUUCCUCUCACCCUGGUCAUGUUCCAAAGCCUGGGAGAACGGAUGAACACAUUUGUCAGAUUCUUAUUAAAGAAGCUCAAAAAAUGUUUCCGCAUGAGGAAGACUGAGGUGUCCAUGGAAAACAUGGUUAUAGUUGGUUUCUUAUCGUGCAUUGGGACACUGGGCAUUGGCGCAGCUGCCUUCUCGUACUUUGAAGGUUGGACUUUCUUCCACUCUUACUACUAUUGUUUUAUUACACUUACGACCAUAGGGUUUGGAGACUUUGUGGCCCUUCAAAAAAAUGAAGCUUUGCAGAAGAAACCACCAUACGUUGCUUUUAGCUUCAUGUAUAUCCUGGUGGGACUAACAGUAAUUGGAGCGUUCCUCAACUUAGUUGUCCUCCGCUUCUUGACAAUGAACUCUGAAGAUGAAAGACGAGAUGCAGAAGAGAGGGCUUCUCUGCGGAGAGCACAUAAUAGCAUCUCUCUACAGUCCAAGAUGGAUUCCCGUAGUCGGAGUUCUAUUUAUCUUCCUAUAGGAGAUAGGACAAGCCAGAUCAACCUCAUACCUCUCAUGCAGGAUGAUCACGAUCGGGGCAGACGCAGGUCUUCCAACGCAACCUCUAGAGCAGGGUCUUUUUGCACGUGCAUGUGCUACCGCUCACCUUUUUGUGACAGUCCUGCAAUAUCACAUCAUGAGGCUCUGAGCUGCCACACUAACCCAGUUUAUUACAACUCAAUCUCUUACAGAAUAGAUGAAAUUUCACUGAGCACCCGUGACAAUACCGGCUUCUCUUCUCCUGACAGCUUUUUUUUCUCCAGAGAAUCAGCGGUACACAAAUCAUUAUAG
Bufo gargarizans (Asiatic toad) is the source of this 1215-nucleotide messenger RNA. Its product is annotated as potassium channel subfamily K member 9-like. Lineage: Eukaryota; Metazoa; Chordata; Amphibia; Anura; Bufonidae. The record is from RefSeq and is a predicted model, not a curated record. The transcript has 2 exons. Gene Ontology annotation, molecular function: potassium ion leak channel activity. Gene Ontology annotation, biological process: stabilization of membrane potential; potassium ion transmembrane transport. Gene Ontology annotation, cellular component: membrane. The coding region runs from base 1 to 1215 and encodes 404 amino acids.